CCGCAGAGUGGACAUGUACACUGAUCAUCAGGGCACUGAUGAUCAGUGUGCCCUGAUGAUCAGUGUAGCCCCAGCAGUGCCACCUGUCAGUGCUCAUCAGUGCCUUGUGCCAGUGCCCAUCAGUGCCACAUCAAUGCCACAUAUCAGUGCCUACCAGUGCACAUCAAUGCCACAUAUCAGUGCCCAUCUGAACUGCCUUUCAGUGUCACCCAUCAGUGCCAGUCAGUGCCACCUAUCAAUGCCAAGCAGUGCCACCUAUCAGUGCUGCCAAUCAGUGCCGCCUAUCAGUGCCAGUCAGUGCCACCUAACAGUGCCAUCAGUGCAACCUAUCAGUGCCAGUCAGUGCCGCCUAUCAGUGCCAUGUAUUAGUGCUGCCUUUCAGUGCCCAUCAGUGAUGCCUGUCAAUGCCCAUCAGUGCCACCUAUCAGUGCCUCCACAUCAGUGCCCAUCAGUACCACCUACCAUUGUCCAUCAGUGCAGCCUCAGUGUCCAUCACUGCAGCCUCAUUAGCGCACAUCAGUGAAGGAGAAAAAUCACUUAUUUACAAAAUUUUAUAA
Messenger RNA from Staurois parvus, 557 nucleotides. NCBI's taxonomy places the organism in Eukaryota, Metazoa, Chordata, Amphibia, Anura, Ranidae. The record is from the annotation of a GenBank genome assembly.